AUGUCAGCGUCAACUCUUCAUCGACAACCGCCACAGCCUCCCCCAAAGCCUAAGUCAUAUCAGUUACCAAACCAAAUGAAAUUAGGUGACAUCGCGCCCCAGGAUAGCGAUACUGACAGUGGAAUCUGUGCAGACUCUGACCAAUCAUCGCCACGUCAAGGAUCACAGUCCUCAAUUCCAAGCUCCUACUCCAGCCAGCCUCAAUACAUUUAUCGUCAUUUAACUGAUGAAAAUCGGGAUUAUCUGACACCAAAUAGUGCUAGAAGGCUGUUUCACGGAGCUUCCGAGCCCAGUAGACGAACUCUUCCCCCACGUCCAGGAACGGCUCAAUCACAGCAACGAUCGAGUAAAUCACAAUUUCGUGUUCGAUUUGCUGAUGAAGUAGACAGUGGAGCUUCGACGUCAAGCUCAGCUUCGUCGGAACAUUCUAAUUCUCCGAGAGCAGUUGACCGUUUAACAGCGGUUACCAAUUAUGCAACAACCUUCAAUAUUCCAAGCAAUAACUUCUCCAAAUAUGAACAAUCCUUAUCAGACCGUCGGUUCGAUUCUUUACCCCGAGCACUACCAACUCGUCGAAUGUCCGGACCAAACACAUUCACAAUAGAAGAUGUGGAAUCGCUUCCCGGUCCGCCAUCUUACAACAUUGCUCUUCAACGGCUAAGAUCUCUUGAACAUGCUCCUAGACGUGAAUCAAUUAGAGAUUCGGUUAUUCGUCAGAAUAUUGAAGACACCCUCUCAAGAACAAUGAGAAACCGCUCUUCCUCGUUACCGCGUGGAAACCAAACAUCCCAACGCUCACGCUAUGAACCGACUCCUGAUUUUCGUUUUCGCCCACAGAUGCUAGAUUAUCAAAUGAAUAGAUUAGGACCAAUGGACCAGAUGGUUGGAAGCUUGGAUAACUUACGUGUUAAUACUGAACAAGAUCAUACAAUGAACACUAUUCAUGACGAACUUAUGAAAAGACGUCGAAGAUUACCUGUUGCUCCUUUGAUGGGCUCUAACAUCAACAUUCCUGAUGCUAUAGAUGCUAAUCGUGAAGUUAUACGACAGCCAGCUUUCCUCAAACAGAGACGUUGCCGAGGACGUGUUGUUCCACCGCCCUUAACAAGACGAUCAGCUAGUGUUGGUCGAUACCCAGACUCUUUGGAUGAGUUCCGACCGACUCCACCUCCUACAGAACCAUCAGUUCGAGCCCAGCUUAUUGCUUUAGAUCAACGAGGUUUCCGUACGGUUCUUGUUGAAAAAACUCAACCAGGACCAUUUGGGUUUUAUAUAGCCACAGGUGUCAUGAACGGACAGAGAGGAAUAUUCAUCUCGCGUGUAUCAUUGCCAUCGUUAACCCCCAUGCUAUCCAUUGGUGAUGAAAUUUUGUAUGUUGAUGAUGAGUUGGUCAAAGGAAGAACACUUGAAUAUGUCCAAUCAUUAAUUGCUGGUAAAACAUCCGUUGUCAUCGUGCUUAUGCCAACUGUUGGUCCGGCUUUAUGUUAA
Molecule: messenger RNA, 1488 nt
Organism: Auanema sp. JU1783
Lineage: Eukaryota; Metazoa; Nematoda; Chromadorea; Rhabditida; Rhabditidae
Source: the annotation of a GenBank genome assembly